AUGUCGCUUUGUUUUUCUUGGCUCUAUAAAGUUCGUUUUUCUUCGUCACUACGGAUUUUAAACGAGAGAUCUAUUUUACACAGUGAUAAAAGGAACUUUUGCAAUAUGUUAGAUGAAGUUGAACAUAAAAAGAAAGAAGAUUAUCCAAAUGAUAAAGGUGAAGUUGAAGGUGGUUCCCGUGAUAAAAGUUUAGAAGGGUACAUCAAGAGUGACAGAACUAAACAUAUACCUCCAAAAUUCUUUUCAUACACUCAAGAACUUAUAAAGAAUCAAGAAGUUAACAUCCAGUAUGUUCAAUCAAAUGAUAAUUCAUCUGAUCUCUUCAUCAAGGCACUUCCUACAUCAAUAUUUAGAACACAUUUUGAUUUUAGAGCUAUGAAUAUUAAAUUCCUAAAUGAUCAAAAGGAUUGCAAACAUAAGCUUUUGAAAAAUUUACCAAGUCAUGUUCAUGAAAAAUCAGACAUGUUCAUGGCAUAG
Molecule: messenger RNA, 477 nt
Organism: Mercurialis annua (annual mercury)
Lineage: Eukaryota; Viridiplantae; Streptophyta; Magnoliopsida; Malpighiales; Euphorbiaceae
Exons: 3
Coding region: 1-477 (158 amino acids)
Source: RefSeq, a predicted model, not a curated record